AUGCACAUGUUCACAAAUUUCUUUUUUCUAUUGAUCGCCUGUGCAUGUCAUGCUCAAAUAACUAUCAAUGAUAAAAGUGCGUCUACACGUCAAGCCGUUGUUAUUCGCACGAACAAAGUUACUGUCAGCAAUCCUAAAUUCCCCUCCACCGUCUCAGCCAGUGAAUCCAUUGAAAGUCUUGGUGAUGUUGGAACAAAGGAGGAUGUUGCUGCUAUUCAUCUUCUGACAAAAAUCGCUGAUAUCCUUGCUAAUGCUGGAUGGCAAGUGACCCUACUUUCGGCGGCCCCUCCUUUUCUCCCACGCUCUACAUCAAGCCGAUAUAUUUUGAAGCAGGUUGAUUAUGGGGUAAGAAGUGAGGCCCUUGUCAAUGCAUGGAAUCAGUUCAGCGUGUUGGAACGUAUUCGAGGCAUAACAAGGCUAUCAAAUGACAUGCUCAUGUUUUGUGAAAAGGUAUUUGCACGCAGUGAUGUGAUUGAUUGGAUACGAAACGAGAAGUUUGACAUUGCCAUCACAAGCGGAGCCACAUGUUUUCAUCCACUACUCCGUAUGGCAGGGAUACAAAAAUCAAUCAUUUUUACAACAAGCGAGCCUGCACCGUGGAUAGUCAGGAUAAUGGGCAUACCAGAAACAGAAAACCCCACUAUCAAUGCAUUACCUUAUUUUCGACGAGCAAAAGCGGUUCUAUUCACUCCCACAGAGGAAAGGCUUCUACAGUAUAGCUUGAUAAGUCCACUGAAUGAUAUGGGACAGCGUAUGGUUGGCGAUCGUUAUACUCCAAUUCAGGAUGCUGUCGCGCAAACAUCAUUCCUCCUUGUCAACAGCGAUGAACUGGUGGAUUUUCCACGAGCACUUACAUCGCAAUGGGUCUACAUUGGUGGCUUGAGCGUAAAACAGCCAUCGAAACUUAAUCAGGAGUGGAAUACCCUGCUAGCGACGAGAGCCCGAAAUGUGCUUGUGUCGUUUGAAGGUGCAUCACCACAGUGCAGCGAUAAAACAGCUGUUAUCUUACAUGCAUUUCUGGAGAUUCCUGACACUACCUUCAUCUGGCAGCUUGCAAAUGGAAAAGCACAGAACCAAUCAAACGUCGUUUUCAUAAACCGAUUUUCAGAAACUGAUCUCCUUGAAAGAAUGCUGAGUUGUGCUUGUUUUACGGCUCAGCGCUUCUACCGGGAAUGUGACCCACCAGCCCUGCUGGCAAUGCACACGUAG
This is a messenger RNA of Cooperia oncophora, 1209 nucleotides long. Lineage: Eukaryota; Metazoa; Nematoda; Chromadorea; Rhabditida; Trichostrongylidae. The record is from the annotation of a GenBank genome assembly.